UGCUUCAGAGUAUCUCUCCAGUCUAAACUCUGUCUGCAAUCGAUUAUUUUGGUCUUUUAAUCACGUGACUGUAUUUUUUUCCGACUCACUUCCGCAAAUAAGCGUCAGAGCAGCUGAGUGAGGCAGCAGCAGAAAGUGAAAACACACAGACGUCCCGCCACCGAGCGACCCGUGUGGCUCGGUGACACAGUCAGCCAGAACCGUUAACGACACCAGAAACGGACCUAACUGACAGCGACGGCAGCACUGGCAACUUUGCCUAUCCACACCCUACCCCCGCCCGUCCCCUGCCCUGCCUUUGGAUUAAGGUUCAUCCCUCCAACGCGCCGCCCCCACCACAGACUCACAGCAAGUGCAUCAUGGUGGAUGUAACCAAAUGGCCCCUUUUCAGCCUGAUGGGGCCCCACGAGCUCUCCACGAUACGGAAAGCAUGUGUGUUUGGAGCAUCUGCUAAUGAGGCGAUCUACAUCAACAAUGAUGAUGAGGUGUAUGUAUUUGGGUUGAACUGCAGUAACUGCCUGGGAACAGGAGACAGCCAGAGCACUAUUGUACCCAAGAAGCUAGACUUCCUGAGUGGGAGGAAGGUGGUCAGCCUGAGCUACGGCAGCGGACCCCACAUCCUGCUGGCCACAGAGGAUGGAGAGCUAUUUGCCUGGGGCCAUAAUGGUUACAGCCAACUUGGAAAUGGGACAACCAACCAAGGAGUUGCUCCAGUGCUCAUGUCCGCCAACCUGCUCAACAAGAAGGUCACAGAGGUGGCAUGUGGCUCUCACCACUCAAUGGCUCUGACUGACUCAGGAGAAGUGUAUGCGUGGGGCUACAACAACUGUGGUCAGGUGGGUUCAGGCUCCACAUCGAACCAGCCCACACCGCGCAGAGUGUCAAGCUGCCUGCAGAACAAAGUGGCUGUCAGUAUCGUCUGUGGUCAGACUUCGUCUCUGGCAGUAGUGGACAAUGGAGAGGUGUACAGCUGGGGCUACAAUGGGAAUGGACAACUGGGACUUGGAAAUAAUGGGAACCAGCUCACUCCUUGUCGCCUUGUAGCUCUGCAGGGUUUAUGUGUGCAACAGGUAUGAGAUUACACACUCACAGAAACAUAGACUUGGAUGAACCU
Molecule: messenger RNA, 1114 nt
Organism: Micropterus dolomieu (smallmouth bass)
Lineage: Eukaryota; Metazoa; Chordata; Actinopteri; Centrarchiformes; Centrarchidae
Product: RCC1 and BTB domain-containing protein 1-like
Exons: 6
Coding region: 360-1076 (238 amino acids)
Source: RefSeq, a predicted model, not a curated record